AUUCUGAUCUUUGCAUUUGGAGAAAAACAGAAUUCUGUAACCACAAAACUCAACAAGAAGAAUGAAUGAGAAGGAGCUCCCCGACCACUUGAGAGAAGACAACCUAAGCGAAGAAACCAAGACAUUAAUCUCUUCACUUCCUUCGACCAAAGAUUUUCUAGGGAAGCUCUACAACUACCAAGGAUGUUGGUACUACCCCAACACUCUCCUAGGAGUCCGGAAUUUCCAGAAAGGUUUCAAGCCUCAAGAAACCGACAUAGUCAUCGCUUCUUUCCCUAAAUCCGGUACCACUUGGCUCAAAGCUCUCACGGUCGCUCUCCUUGAGAGAUUGAAGAACAAUUCUUCUAAUGUUCCUCAUCCUCUUCAAUCAGAUAACCCUCAUGGCCUAGUACCCUUCUUGGAGACCAAUCUGUAUCUCAAUAGCUCAACACCUGACCUGACCAAGUUCUCAUCUCCGAGGCUGUUUUCGACUCACAUGCCGUUACAUACGCUUCAAGUACCCUUCAAGGACUCUCCUUGCAAGAUCGUGUACGUGUGCAGGGACGUGAAGGAUGUGUUGGUAUCGCAAUGGUUUUUCAGGUGCGCUUAUCUUCAAAAGGAACUAAACAAAAGCGUUCUCGAGUCUUCGUUUGAGUCAUUAUGCAGUGGAGUUGUCUAUUUUGGACCCUUUUGGGAGAAUGUAUUGAGCUAUUGGAAAGGUAGCUUGGAAGAUCCCGAGCAUGUUCUCUUCAUGAGGUACGAGGAAAUGAAGUCAGAGCCCGCUGCUCAGGUCAAGAGACUUGCAGAGUUCUUGGGUUGUCCAUUCACUGAGGAAGAAGAAGAAGGCGGAUCUGUGGACAAGAUCUUGGAACUUUGUUCUCUGCGUAGUCUGAGCAGUAUGGAGAUCAACAAGACAGGAAAAACCUCGAACAAUGUGCAUUACUCUAAUUUUUUCCGCAAAGGAGAAGUGGGUGACUCCAAGAAUCAUCUGACUCCUGAGAUGGAUAACAAAAUCGACAUGAUCGUCGAGGAAAAAUACAAAGGCUCCGGUUUGAAAUACUGAGUGAUGUGUGCAGAUUUGUUAUUUCCAUUAAUAGUAAUAAAACUAUAAAGGGAAUACAUGAUUGGUGUGUGAUUUGUGCUUUAAUUUCCUUUAAUGGACAUGUACUAAUAAUAAUAAAAUAAAAGAAUAAUUUUAAGUCA
Messenger RNA from Brassica rapa (field mustard), 1182 nucleotides. Its product is annotated as cytosolic sulfotransferase 1. The record is from RefSeq and is a predicted model, not a curated record. Gene Ontology annotation, molecular function: sulfotransferase activity. NCBI's taxonomy places the organism in Eukaryota, Viridiplantae, Streptophyta, Magnoliopsida, Brassicales, Brassicaceae.